AUGUCUGACCAGGAUCUCUCUGAGGGAACUCGAUCCAUUACUCAAGAGGCCCUGCGAUGUGACGACAUCCUUGCGGAAAUCUUUCAGUAUUUACACCCAUCAAGCAUGACCAGUAGGGCGAUGCAGAGCGAUUGCCAGCGUGCGCUAGUUUGCUGCGCUCGUGUCAACAAAGCCUUCUCGCAUUAUGCUCUAAACAGCAUAUGGUGUGAACUCGAUAACGAGAAAUUUGCAUUGAACAUAUUGCCCUCGUUCCAGGAAAUUGUCUACAACUAUGGACGCCGCUAUCGUACAUCUCUUUGGGACAGACUGGAAUCCACAUACGUACGUAUUUUACCUAUUGCCGGAUGGCUCAAAGUUGAUGCCCAUCUUCUACAGCACCUCCAGGGUGAGAUCUCACCGGCUGAGGUAGAGCGCUUCCAUUCAUACGCCAUCCGAGUUCGCAGUAUUCGCGUCUCUGCUGAAGAGAAACCUGGGAUACGUAGUGUGGUGAUCCAGCAAAUUGCCGCACUGACCGGAGGAUGCCUGUUUCCUGCACUCAAUCGGCUGGAAUGCUCCUAUUACGAAAUGAGAGAUAGCCUCAAGGACAUCAUACCAUCCAUGCUAAGUCCUACCCUUCAGCAUCUUUUUAUUGGGGAGAAGCAUGUGUACAAUUUGGAGGACAAAUUGGAACGGGAUUUAGAAAGUACAAUUCAAGACAUCGUCACUACUUGUACUCUGCUGCGACAAGUCGAGCUAUACGGCCUUUGCAAACACGUGGACGUGGUCUCUCUCGUUAAUGCUUGCAAAGACCUUCGAGACAUAUCGAUGCCUCUCUGCUCCGUCAGCAAUGCAGUCUUUCGAGGUCUUUCCGCUUUGCCGAAGUUGACAAAAUUAUCACUCAAUAUCCAUCAAAUCGACAUCGAGGCCGGUACAUGCAGACAAUUCUGCACACUGACCGAAUUGAAGCUUGGAGGAUCCGAUCGCCAAAUGUCAGACUUCAUCCUGUCUGGCGAGUUCCACACUGUUCAGAUGCUUGAAAUUGCAUUUACUUCAGUAUCGUCCAUGGAAUCCGCACAUACCUGCCUUUUGCAUGUCGCAUCGAAGUGUUCAGCAUCUCUACGCAUACUACGGCUAGGGUUGAAGAAUGGAAGUCAAAUAUGUGAUGGAGCUCUUGUUGACCUAAUCUCCCCCUUCUCCCCUGCCAUUCAUCUGCGUUCAAUACGUGUUAAUCUCUGCUCGAUGAAAGUCACGUACGCCGCCGGUAACUUCCAACAGUUCGCAUUCACCUGGCCAGAGAUUGAAGAUUUUACGCUCGGCUAUGCUUGCAAUGACGCUAUCAGGUUCGAACCCCACACCAGCUGUCUGCAGAUGCUCUUCGACAUUGCAUCCGUUUUUCCUCGUCUCCGCAACGUGACCCUACCAAGUCUGGAACCUUUGCCACAUGUGGAACUUCAGACAUAUGGACUUACACAACACGGUCUUGAAAGAGCAGCCUUCAAAGACGGAGAGGCGAUCGAGCGAGCUUCCCUCGAUGAUGCACCAAUACGUCGUCUCUUAACCCUACUCGUUUCCAUAUUUCCUACUUUAAAGCUUGAUUAUAAUGGGACAGGAUGGGAGUACCUGAGGGAGUCGUAUACCACUAUUUUCAAAGAGAUGAUGAAGCAGAUGAGCAAGAUUCAGCAGAUGAAGAUGGAAGAGUCGACGGCGAUUGAGUGA
Molecule: messenger RNA, 1695 nt
Organism: Fibroporia radiculosa
Lineage: Eukaryota; Fungi; Basidiomycota; Agaricomycetes; Polyporales; Fibroporiaceae
Exons: 1
Coding region: 1-1695 (564 amino acids)
Source: RefSeq, a predicted model, not a curated record